Pelecanus crispus (Dalmatian pelican) is the source of this 4032-nucleotide messenger RNA. Lineage: Eukaryota; Metazoa; Chordata; Aves; Pelecaniformes; Pelecanidae. The record is from RefSeq and is a predicted model, not a curated record.
AUGGUUUCAAAAAGGAAAUUGUCAAAAACCGAUGGAGAGAGCUGCAAGACAGACUUGCUGAGUAGGUGCUCAGAACCAAAGAAGUCGCGGAUUUCUGAUAAGGAAAAGGCCUCUGCCCAUGGUGGAGUGGAGAAUGAGGGAGUCUUUGAAGAGCUCCUUAGAGCUUCAGGAAUUGUACUGAAAGCUGGGGAGGGACAGAAUGAAAUAGCUGUAGAUCAAAUGGCUUUCCAGAAGAAGCUCUGCCUGGCCCUGGAGAAGCACCCUACUUACCCAGGCGUUGUGAAGCAGUUUAUCAACGGCUUGGAAUCUCAUAUCAAGGACAGAAACCAGUUCAAGAACUGUCUCUUGCCAUGCACUCCCAUACGGACUGAGGGGUCGAGGACUCUGGUGCACUCAUAUUGUGAAAGCCUCAUUAAACUGCUUCUUGGAAUUAAGAGCUUACAGUCUGCUAUCAUAACACUGUUGUUGGAAAAGAUCCCCGAAUUCUUUUUUGACACCGUGGGCACCUUUGGAACAAAUUUCCCCCGGCUCAUUGUCAAUCAAUUUAAAUGGCUUGACAAGCUUCUUGACAGCCAGGAUCUUGUCAAGAAGUUAAUGCAGAUGGUUACCGUCUCUCCUGUACCAAUCCAGCAUGAUAUUAUCACCAGUUUACCUGAGAUCCUGGAGGAUUCCCAGCAAAGUGAGGUUGCCAGAGAGCUCAGCUGCUUACUAAAACAGGGCAGACGACUAACAGUUCCAAUCCUGGAUGCCCUUUCUCGUCUGGAUCUCGAUGCAGGACUUCUGGCUGAGGUGCGGGAGUCUGCCAUGACCAUUGUGCCUUCUGUAAAACUGGAAGAUUUGCCUGUAGUGGUAAAAUUCAUCCUCCAUAAUGUGAAGUCAGCAGAUGCAGUGGAGGUGAUUUCUGAUCUUCGUAAGAGCUUGGAUCUGUCAUCAUGUGUUCUGCCCCUGCAGAUCCUAGGUUCCCAGAAGAAGCUUAAAAGCCAAGUCCAGGCCAGUUCUUCAAUGAGCCAAGUAACCACCAGCCAAAAUUGUGUGAAGCUACUUUUUGAUGUGAUCAAGUUAGCUGUGAGAUUUCAGAAAGAUGUCUCUGAAGCUUGGAUUAAGGCUAUUGAGAACAGCACAUCUGUAUCUGACCAUAAGGUUCUGGAUCUGAUAGUUUUGCUGCUAAUCCAUUCUACAAACACCAAGAACAGAAAGCAAACUGAGAAAGUAUUGAGGAGCAAAAUUCGACUGGGCUGCAUGCCAGAACAGCUGAUGCAGAAUGCCUUCCAAAAUCAUUCAAUGGUUAUCAAAGACUUCUUCCCUUCAAUCCUAGCACUUGCUCAGACGUUUCUGCACUCUGCACACCCAGCCAUAGUCUCCUUUGGCAGCUGCAUGUACAAACAAGCUUUUGCAGCCUUUGACUCUUACUGCCAGCAGGAGGUUGUGACUGCUUUGGUGACUCACGUGUGCAGUGGAAAUGAGACAGAACUGGACAUUUCUCUGGAUGUACUCACUGAUUUGGUGAUGCUGCACACAUCCCUUCUGAUGCGCUAUGCCACCUUUGUGAAGACCAUUUUAGACUCUACACAGAAACUGAAUCCAUGCCAGAUCCGGAAGCUUUUCUACAUUCUCAGCACACUAGCAUUCAGCCAGAGGCAAGAAGGAAGCUAUAUUCAGGAUGAUAUGCACAUGGUGAUCAGGAAAUGGCUCUCCAGCACAGUUCCCAACCACAAACAAAUGGGGAUUAUUGGCGCUGUUACCAUGAUAGGCAGCGUGGCAUUAAAAAGAAAUGAAGGAGAUGGUGGUUCAUUGGAGAGACCAGAGCUGAACAGCGAGCGUGAUGGGCAGCUUUCUACCUUGCUGGACCUUGUAGGCUUCUGCUGUGAGCAAACACCAGAGGUCUUGGCUCUGUACUAUGAUGAACUCGCCAGUUUGAUUGAGAAGCAGAAGGGGAAUUUGGACCUGCAGCUCCUGGAUGAGUUUGGGAAGAGUUUGGUGGAGGACUUUCCCAGUGACUUUGUGGUGGAUCUCAACCCCACAGUGGAUGGGUCGUUCUUGUUCCCAGUGAAGUCCUUGUAUAAUCUGGAUGAAGAUGAAAGUCAGGGAGCAAUUGCUAUUAACCUCUUACCAUUGGUGUCACAGAGCGAGCUUGGCAGGGUCACUGAUGGUCCGAGUAGCCAAAGUAAAAGGGUAGUGUCACCAAUAUGUCUGUCACCCUGUUUCCGAUUGCUGAGGCUCUACACUGGAGAGCAAAACAGUGGAAGCCUGGAGGAGAUUGAUGCCUUAUUAGGUUGCCCCCUGUACCUGACUGACCUGGAGGUUGAAGGGAAGCUGGACUCUCUGUCCAAGCAGGAACGGGAAUUUCUGUGCUCACUCCUGUUCUAUGCUCUCAACUGGUUUCGUGAGGUUGUAAAUGCCUUCUGCCAGCAACAGGACGCCGAGAUGAAGGGGAAAGUUUUGACUCGAUUACAGAACAUCACAGAGCUGCAGACUGUGCUGGGAAAAUGCUUGGCAGCAACCCCUGGCUAUGUCCCACCACCAGCUACUUUUGAUUCUGAAGCCCUGGAGGCCGUACCAUCCAUUAAUGGUCCAGUGAGAAAAAGGAAUGGAAGGAAAAAAAAGACUGAUGGCAGCAAAGCCGGCUCUGCAGAUCGUUCUCAAGCAGAUGACAGUUCUGAGGGAAACCAGCCUGAUACUGAGCUCUCCGAGCUGGAUAGGACUGCUUCUGAGAGAGACGCAGGAAAUCCUCUGGCACAGCUGCAGAGCUAUCGCCUGUAUUUCCGAGAGUUAGACCUCGAAGUGUUCACUGUACUCCACUGUGGGCUGCUGACAAAGUCUGUCUUGGACACAGAGAUGCAUACAGAGGCUCCUGAAGUUGUGCAGCUGGGGCCUGGUGAACUUUGCUUCCUUCUGGAUGACCUGUGCUGGAAGCUGGAACAUGUGCUGACCCCGGGCUCCACAAGGAGAGUGCCCUUUCCAAAGGAAAGAGGCUACAAGGAUAUUGGCUUUUCCCACCUGUGUCAGAGAUCCCCCAAGGAAGUUGCUAUGUGUGUAGUCAAGCUACUAAAGCCACUGUGUAAUCACAUGGAGAACAUGCACAACUACUUCCAGGUCACUGUUACACAAAAUCAGGGUGUGGAAGAUGAACCAAGAGUGAACAUCCAGGAGCACCAGCUGAUGUCUUCUUGUUACCAACAGCUGUUAGUAACUUUUCGCUCCCUAUUUGCUUGGAAUGGUUUUUCUCAGCAUGAAAAUACUGACUUGCUAAGGUCAGCUCUCCAGGUGCUUGCAGACAGGCUAAAGCCGGGAGAGACAGAGUUUCUUCUUCUUGAGGAGCUGAUAAGUGAGAGUUUUCACUACCUACUGAAUUUCCAGCAGAGUGUUCCCAGCUUCCACUGUGCGUUCAUCCUCACUCAGCUUCUGAUUGCCAUCGCUGAGAAACCAAUGGCUGGCUGGAAGAAAGAGAAAAUGGCUUCACUAGCAAAGCAAUUCCUCUGCCAGUCAUGGAUAAAGCCUGGUGGAGACCGAGAGAAGGGCAGCCAGUUCAACAGUGCACUGCAUACUCUGCUCUGUGUCUACCUGGAGCACACAGAUAACAUGCUGAAAGCUAUAGAAGAAAUCUCCAGUGUUGGUGUUCCUGAACUGGUCAACUCUGCCAAAGAUGGAUGUUCUUCUACUUAUCCUACAUUAAGCAGGCAGACAUUCCCAGUUUUCUUCAGAGUAAUGAUGGCUCAGCUAGAGAGUUCAGUGAAAAGCAUCCCAGCUGGGAAACCAUCAGACUCAAGUGAGGUGCAACUGGAGAAGCUGCUGCGGUGGAACAUUGCUGUGCGGAAUUUCCAUAUCCUCGUUAACUUGGUCAAGGUAUUUGACAGCAGGCCUGUACUCAGCAUCUGUCUGAAGUACGGCCGUCUCUUUGUAGAAGUGUUUCUGAAGCUUGCCAUGCCUCUCCUGGACUACAGCUUUAAAAGGCACAGGGAUGAUGUGCAGAGUUUGCUGAAAACCUUGCAGCUGAGCACCAGACAACUUCAUCACAUGUGUGGCCAUUCCAAG